Molecule: messenger RNA, 780 nt
Organism: Helobdella robusta
Lineage: Eukaryota; Metazoa; Annelida; Clitellata; Rhynchobdellida; Glossiphoniidae
Exons: 3
Coding region: 1-780 (259 amino acids)
Molecular function (GO): hydroxyacylglutathione hydrolase activity
Source: RefSeq, a predicted model, not a curated record
AUGAUUGUUCAUCCUAUUCCUGCAUUGUCUGAUAAUUACAUGUAUUUACUGAUUGACUCUAAAUCAAAUGUAUGUGCUGCUGUCGAUCCUGUAGAACCUCAGAAAAUUUUAAAUGUGGUCAAUAAAUCCAACUUGAAACUGAUUGCAGUUCUAACCACACAUCAUCAUUGGGAUCACGCAGGUGGAAAUAAUCACUUGGCUGCUCAAUUACCAGGGUUGAAAAUAUAUGGAGGAGAUGAAAGGAUUGAUUCAUUAAAUGCGAAAGUGCAUCACAAUCAGAUAAUAAAUGUUGGCUCAUUAAUUGUAAAAUGUCUCUUCACACCUUGCCAUACAAAAGGACACAUGUGUUUUUAUGUGCAGGACAACAAUUCUAAUGAACCAGCAGCUGUUUUUACUGGGGACACCUUAUUUGUGAGUGGGUGUGGUCGAUUUUUUGAAGGAACAGCGGAACAGAUGUACGAAGCUUUGACACAGACAUUAGGAACUUUGCCCGAGGACACUCUUGUUUAUUGUGGCCAUGAAUACACUUAUAACAACCUACUUUUUGCAUCUUACAUCGAACCGGAUAAUCAACAUUUGUUAAAAAAAUUGGAAUGGGCCAAAGGUAAACAACGUAAAAAUGAAUUUACAGUUCCCUCUUCAAUUAAAGAAGAAUUGUUAACCAACUGCUUCAUGAGAGUCCACCAUCAAUCAAUUCUCAAUUUUUUUGGAACUCAGAACCCUAUACAUGCCAUGAAAAUGUUGAGAGCCAAAAAAGAUAAUUUCACUCCACCUAGUUGA